Molecule: messenger RNA, 5783 nt
Organism: Monodelphis domestica (gray short-tailed opossum)
Lineage: Eukaryota; Metazoa; Chordata; Mammalia; Didelphimorphia; Didelphidae
Source: RefSeq, a predicted model, not a curated record
UGGAGUCUUGGGGCAGUAAUUGGCACCAACCGCUUCUUGUCUGGAGGAUUCUGGGAAAUGUAGUGUUUCGCUUCCCCACUCCCGCCGCGCGGUCCUUUUUCUGCGCAGGCGCAGUUGCUUACAGGCCUGAAGGUGAGCUCCUUGUGGGAGCCUGCGGGUGUAUGGCCCUUGGUGUGCGAGUGUGCGCGUGCGCGUGCGCUAGGGAUGGGCGUGUGUUCCUUUGGGGGUUUGUGGCCAGGAGCGAGGUAAGCUCCGAGUCAGCUGCGUCCCACCCGGGCAAGGUGGGGAACCCGGGUAAAGCUCCGUGGCGCCCGCAGCCCAAUUCUGUCUUCUGGGAACUCUCUCCAAGGAGAGAAUAGAGGAAGAAGAGGAGAGAAUGGCAACUGGGUUCCAGCCUGCUGUGCCCCAGGGGCCAAUCACAUUCAAGGAUGUGGCUGUGAACUUCACCCAGGAAGAAUGGAGGCUGCUGGACCCUGCCCAGAGGGACCACUACAGGGAGGUGAUGCUGGAGAAUUACAGGAACCUGGUCUCCCUGGGACUUGUCCUCGUCAAACCUAAAGUGAUCUCUCGCCUGGAACGAUGGGGGGAGCCGUGGAGGCCGGAUGGAGGAGGCCGCAGCUCAGGUGCAUCAGAAAUGAAGGCAGCCUCCAGAGCCUGGGAGAUCAAGGCCACAACCAAGGUGUUACCUUCAGAGUGGGACAGUUCUGAAGAAAGUUCACAUCAGGGAGCAGUUACAAAGAAUGUUUCCUUGAAUUCCAAGUUGGAAGAAUCCUGGGAAUGUGAAGGCAAGUUUGAGAGGAAGCCUAGAACUAAGGAGGGAAAUUUGAGACGACUGACAAUCACACGCAAGAAAGUUGCUGCUGGGGAGAGAGUCUUUGAAUGUAGUCGAUUCGAGGGGACCUUUGUGACACAGCAGAAAACUCCUGUAGAUGAGAGACCUCAUAACUGUGAUAAACAUGGCAAUAGCUUCAUACAGAAUUCAGACCAAACUAAGCCUCAGAGAAUUCAUCCUGGAGAGAAGUCCUUUGAAUGUAAUCAGUGUGGGAAGGCCUUCAGCCAGAGCACAUGCCUUACCCAACAUCAGAGAAUUCAUACUGGGGAAAAACCCUAUGAAUGUACAGAUUGUGGGAAGGCCUUUAGCCAGUGUUCAUCUCUUUAUUCCCACAAGAGAACUCAUACUGGAGAAAAGCCCUAUAAAUGCAGUCAAUGUGAGAAGGCCUUCAGUUACCAUGCAUCCCUCACUCAACAUAUGCAAACUCAUACUGGAGAGAAACCCUAUGAAUGUAAUGAAUGUGGGAAAGCUUUUAGUCGGAGCACAUAUAUUAUUGAACAUCAGAGAAUUCAUACUGGAGAGAAACCUUAUGAAUGUACUGACUGUGGGAAAACCUUCAGGUACUGCUCAUCUCUUACUCAACAUCAACGAAUUCAUACUGGAGCAAAACCUUAUGAAUGCAGCGAAUGUGGGAAAGCCUUCAGAUACUACUCAGUCCUAACUCAGCAUCAGAAAACUCAUACUGGAGAGAAACCCUAUGAGUGUAGCGAAUGUGGAAAAACCUUCAGACAGAGCUCAGCCCUUUAUUCCCAUCAGAGAAUUCAUACAAGAGAAAAACCCUAUUUAUGUAGUGAAUGUGGGAAAGCCUUUAGCCAGAAUUCAACCCUUACUCGCCAUCAGCAGACACACACUGGAGAAAAACCCUAUGAAUGCAGCGAAUGUGGGAAAGCCUUCCGACAGAACUCUGCCCUUUUUACCCAUCAGAAGACACAUCCUGAAGGAAAACCCUACAAAUGUAAUGAAUGUGGGAAAGCCUUUAGCCAGAGUUCAUCCCUUUAUUACCAUCAGAGAACACAUACUGGAGAGAAACCAUAUGAAUGUAGGGAAUGUGGAAAAUCCUUCACCCGGAACACAUUCCUUACUCAACAUCAGAGAAUUCAUACAGGAGAGAAACCUUAUGUAUGUAAUGAAUGUGGGAGUGCCUUCAGCAGGAAAGCAGCCCUUACCAAACAUCAGAGACUACACACUGGAGAGUUAACUCUAUGAAUACAAUGAAUGGGAAGAAAGUUUUAACUUAGGUUUUUCAAUUUGUUAAAUACCUAAGAGUGAAGCAGAUAUUUUUGUCAAUAACUCUGACAUUGCUUGGGGUGUGAGUGAAAGAAAAAGUUAAGGAGGAAGCCUUUUAUUUUAGCAUUCUCCAAGGAUAGUAGAGUUAUACAGGUUCAAGUAGGAUUACCCUAGAAAUAAUGGCCACUAAUUUAUGAAUCUGCUUUAAAGAUAGGGUAAGGAUAAAAAAUGCAAAGGUUGUCUUUUAAGAGGAAGAAAAGGGAAUUUAGCCACAAACCCUGGGAAAAGAUUCUAGAAGGGGGAGCUCUUUAUUUUUUUUUUUAAUAUAUUUUAUUUGAUCAUUUCCAAGCAUUAUUCGUUAAAGACAUAGAUCAUUUUCUUUUCCUCCCCCCCCACCCCCCAUAGCCGACGCAUAAGUCCACUGGGCAUUAGAUGUUAUCUUGAUUUGAACCCAUUGCUUUGUUGAUAGUAUUUGCAUUAGAGUGUUCAUUUAGAGUCUAUCCUCUGUCAUGUGAAGGGGGAGCUCUUUAGAAGGGGGUUUGGGGAAUUUACUGAGAAAAACAGUCACUCUUGAACUGCCUUUUCUCUGAGCUGGAAGGGAAAACAGCUGCUCUAUCAACUUCUAGGAACUAACUAGUUUUGUGGAAAAACUAGGAGGUUCUUGGGUCUGGAGAAAUACCUGGGAGGAGAUAUAUGUUUCCCUGAAGUCUUGUGAACAAUUUGGCUGUGGCAGUUUGGCUAAGGUAAACCAAAGGGUUUUACAUCUGGGAAUUUGGUUUUUACCUAGGAAGCCAACCCCAGGCUUAGGGAAGGACUCAAUCCAUUUGUGAGUCCUGUCUCAGCCUUUUAGGGAUAAUCUGAGAUAUUUAGUUUAGCAAGGUAGUCAGAUGUUUUUUGGGGACUAGAAAGAUCAGGGAGCUUUUAAGGAGGGCUUGAGAAGGCCAGAAGAGUGUCCUCAUGAGGGGAGCAUAGAAAAGUGAGUGGAGAUUUAGCUUUUUAGAGACAGACACCCUGUGGUGUUUAUCUGUCAGUUUCCCUAACUUUCAUAAGCCAGAUAAACUUGUUUUCCUAUAGUCUCAAGGGUUUUGUGCUCCUCUGACCUUGAGUAGGUCCCUAGUUGGGUUACAUCAUCACCAAUCUAUCUAGGUCCUUGCCCAUCAAUAGAUUUCCUUUGGGAGGUAGUUUUCUUUUUCAGUUGGUGGUUUAGAAGGACUAGAGCCUAGAGAUUUUUGAAUUUUCAAGGGAAACUCAGCUUAAUCCCUUAGAAUUCUGGGGUCUGCUUCUGCCAGAGCUCAGCAACCAGUGGAAUCUUAGUGGUGCUGACAGAAGGAAUGACUCUGACUGACAGGUAACCACUUUGUUUAGAAUUCUCUGCCUCACAGUCACUCAGGGAACAUUCUAUUGGGAACUGCCACUCUUCAGUUCGGUUGAGGGGAGGAGUGGAAGAUUCCAUUUCACUCUCAUUCAGCUUCCAUUCUAAAAGCUGCUGCUUAGCUUAAGUGCUUAUUAAAGUGGCACGGAAGAGUAGUUUUUGUUUCUAUUGGGCAAAGCCACUUGAAGAGUCAAUGAUAUCAGAGCCUGUUAAUACUACAAAUAUGGAAUUCUGGUAUUAUAUUUCUCUAAUCCCAUAUGUUAUUUUGGUGGCUUUGCCAGAUUACCUACAUGAUUGGUUUAAGGUUGAAAUGCUAUUAUCUAUCACUGAGACUACUAUAAGACAGGGUUUGUCUUAUGUUCUGUCAAUGUUAUUGAUCUGGGGCAUUUUUUUCUAUAUUUGUAAAAGGUUUAAAAUUGGUGUUAAGGAAAUACAAUGUCUGUGGUUAACUGAAUUUUGGAAAUGAAGAACUGAAACAAUUGAUUAUUGUCCUGCAAUUCUAAAUUGGACCAAAUUGAAACAACUUGUGUAGUAUUAAUUAAAGUAAAUGGGGGAGGGGGGGCAGCUGGGUAGCUCAGUGGAUUGAGAGUCAGGCCUAGAGAUGGGAGGUCCUAGGUUCAAAUCUGGCUUCAGACACUUUCCAGCUGUAUGACACUGGGCAAGUCACUUGACCCCCUUACUCAGUAUUGAUUCCAAGAUGGAAGGUAUGGGUUUGGAAAGAAAAAAAAAGAAUGAAAGUAAAUGGGAUGGUACAUAGAAUAAAACAACAGGAGCUAGUUAAGCUUGGAAGGGCUAAUUAACAAGAACCUACAAAAUUACAACUAGAAGCUGAGGCUUUGGAGACUAUCCCAGCUAGAAUGUGCCCUCUAAGAGAUAUCCCAUAUAUUUCAGCAGCCCAUGGCAUUAUUCAUGUCAGACAGCAUAAAAAUUUCACACAAGUUGAACUAGAUUCCUUGAAGAAGAUAAUACCUAAAUAUGAGGAAGAACCGAUACAGAUGGUGAAAGAAUUAUAGAUUCUUGACCCAAAUUUUCAGGAUUUUGAUCUUCUUUUAGAUAAAAUUUUAACAAAAAAGGAGAAGCAACAAAUAGUGGAGCAAACCAAUAGUAAUACAGCUCUUACUCCCUGGUUACUUGAAUAUAAUGAUUUGGAAAUGAAUUUAGUAGAAAGUUACAGACAACUUGGCAUGGUAAGAGAGUCUAUCCUGGAAACUAUGAGAGUAAACUCCAAACGCCCUGGGUCAUGGUCCAAAUUCAAGAAAUUAAGACAGGACAAUGGGGAAACACCAGCUAGCUUCCUAGAUAGAAAAACUGAUUGUGGGGAAUGUUGGCUUGGAUUAGAUUUAAUGUCUGAUGAAAAUAUAAGUCACAUCAGGAGGCAAUUUGUGAAGAAUGCCUGCCCAGCAGUCAAGAAUUUUUUAGGGGAAUAAUUCCCCAAAUUGGUUUACCAUGAGUUUAGAAGAAUUAAACAGAAUAGCAACAUAUAUUCAUCAAGAUGAAAUAUAUAGGCAAGCAGAGGAUAAGAGUGAUGUGAUUGACAAAUUAAGAUUACAAUUAAAGGAAGCUAAUAAAAAACCAUGAGAGUGAGAUUCAACAGGUCAAGACUGUUGCAGUUUUAUAGUCUUACAAGCCUCCUAGGUAUAAAUAUAAACAGGCAAAAUUCUCCUAGAUAUUAACUUCGUAAUCAGGUUGGUCAUAUGAAAGAAUGCAGGUUCAGGGGUCAAUUCUGUGCUCAAAAUAACGGGAAACUGAGGCAGUACAUAUGUGAAUUUUGAAACUAUUCCACCCUAUCAGACUAUUCUUUAGAAGAUGUGAUUUAGCUAUUGCCUGAUCAGUAACAAUAGAGACACUUGGAAUAACAGAAUCAGGUCUUAGAAACUAUAUUUCUCCUCCCUUCUUAGUUUAACAAGAUUUGGAAGGUCUGCAUCAAACUCAAGAUUUAAUUAUCUAAGGAAAUGGCCUUCAACAGACAUGUGCAGACAAAAGGACAGACCUCUGGGCUGUCCGAAGUCAAGCUAAAUCAUCAUUGGUACAGAUGAGACGUAGGAAAGUAAUGUAAAACUGUCUAUAUAAGGCAUGUCACUUCCUCUCUCCUCCUCUUUCCCUGGAGCGGCGACUCUGGCCAAGAGUGUGCUAGGCAUUUUGACAUCUUGGAGUGUUGGUGGUGAGUUUUGCCCUUGAGCUGAUUCAGGUUCAGGCAUCUUAGCUGAGCCCCUUUGGAGGCCAAGCUGAUUCUUCCCUCCUUCACACUCAAAACCUUACUUUCUAGAUCUAAUCUUCCCACCAGGUACUAGCCCCUUCCUUCUUUCUUCUUAAAUCUCCUCCACUAUAUCAAUUAAAUCACCAUAAAAUUUC